UCUCUCCUUUCCGGUGCUGGCUGCCGCCUGCAGAGACGCUCGAAAAUGGCUCCCCGUAAGGGUAAGGAAAAGAAGGAAGAGCAGGUUAUAAGUUUGGGACCACAGGUUGCUGAAGGAGAAAAUGUGUUUGGAGUUUGCCACAUCUUUGCUUCCUUCAACGAUACAUUUGUCCAUGUUACUGACCUGUCUGGCAAGGAAACUAUCUGCCGAGUAACUGGUGGCAUGAAAGUGAAGGCCGACAGGGAUGAGUCUUCUCCUUAUGCUGCUAUGCUGGCUGCUCAAGACGUAGCACAAAGAUGCAAGGAACUGGGAAUCACUGCCCUUCAUAUCAAACUGCGGGCUACAGGUGGAAAUAGAACAAAAACUCCUGGACCCGGAGCUCAGUCAGCUCUCCGGGCUCUGGCUCGGUCUGGCAUGAAGAUUGGGCGCAUUGAGGAUGUUACCCCCAUUCCUUCAGACAGCACUCGCAGAAAGGGCGGUCGCCGUGGUCGUCGUCUGUAAAAUAGGGGCUGUUGUAUUUCAUCAUUAAAGCUUUCAAAAAAAAAAAAAAAAAAAA
Ahaetulla prasina is the source of this 556-nucleotide messenger RNA. Its product is annotated as small ribosomal subunit protein uS11. Gene Ontology annotation, molecular function: structural constituent of ribosome; mRNA 5'-UTR binding; small ribosomal subunit rRNA binding. The transcript has a single exon. The record is from RefSeq and is a predicted model, not a curated record. Gene Ontology annotation, biological process: ribosomal small subunit assembly; translation; maturation of SSU-rRNA from tricistronic rRNA transcript (SSU-rRNA, 5.8S rRNA, LSU-rRNA). Bases 46 to 501 code for a protein of 151 amino acids. NCBI's taxonomy places the organism in Eukaryota, Metazoa, Chordata, Lepidosauria, Squamata, Colubridae. Gene Ontology annotation, cellular component: ribosome; cytosolic small ribosomal subunit.